Hydra vulgaris (swiftwater hydra) is the source of this 789-nucleotide messenger RNA. The record is from RefSeq and is a predicted model, not a curated record. NCBI's taxonomy places the organism in Eukaryota, Metazoa, Cnidaria, Hydrozoa, Anthoathecata, Hydridae.
AUGUCUGCAAAUCUAGAUCCAAUGAUAUAUCCAAUAUUUUUUCCAAGAGGUGAUGCAGGAUGGCAUGAUCAACUAGAGCACAAUCCUGACCGAGCAACACGUGUUCGAAAUCGUGUUACUUUGUCUCAGUACUACAAUUAUAGGCUAGAAACAGCAGAGGAUAUUGAUAGUUUAAUAUCAGCUGAAAUUCCAGAUCAAACUGUUGAUCCUGAACUUUUUAAAAUUGUAAAAACAUGUAUGAUUCAUGGACCAUGUGGGAUUUUAAAUCCCAAUUCUCCUUGCAUGAAAGAUGGAGUUUCCACAAAAAAAUUUCCUAAAGAGUUUAAUCCUUGCACUGUUGCAAUUUUCAAUGGUUAUCCUAACUACAGGCGUUUAGAUAAUGGUAGAGGACAUGAUUGUGCGAAUGUGGUAAUUAAUGAAAGUGUUGACCAUGAUGAAAUUAACACAUAUUUAGACUGUCGCUUUGUUUCCGCCCCAGAGGCUCUUUGGCGAAUAUAUGAGUAUUCCAUAAGUGAUAUGUCACAUACUAUUAUCCGCCUUCAAAUCCACCUUCCUGAUAAUCAGAGAGUAUAUUUUAACAAAGGAGAAGAACAAGUAGCUAUAGAUCGUGCAGCACAGCGUGACACUCACCUAACCGCUUGGUUUAAGUUAAAUGCUGAAAAUAAUGAAGCACGUCAGUAUUCUUAUGUUGAAAUUCCAUAUCACUUUGUUUUUGGUAAAAAUUGCAUGUGGAAAGUAAGACAAAGAGGUAGUGAUAAGGUGGUUGUUCAUCAUAUUAACUUUAUGUGA